Messenger RNA from Labeo rohita (rohu), 3703 nucleotides. It is a transcript of the gene lrrc53, whose product is annotated as leucine rich repeat containing 53. The transcript has 5 exons. Gene Ontology annotation, molecular function: protein binding. Lineage: Eukaryota; Metazoa; Chordata; Actinopteri; Cypriniformes; Cyprinidae. Bases 1104 to 3695 code for a protein of 863 amino acids. The record is from RefSeq and is a predicted model, not a curated record.
GACACUGUACCACAUUUCUGAGAUCAGGUAACAUGCUGGUUCAACGCAUGCCCCAUUUGCAUGUAACCAUGCACAACCUCACCACAGAUCACUCACUGAGACAGUGAAACCACUGUGAAACGAAUACUGAGGAAAGGUUUAGAAACUUGUUUGGACCCUCGGCAUAUGGAUACACAUUUUGCUGCUCUAUGUGUGGUAAGCACAGUGUCUGUAUGUACUUAAUUGUAAUUUACGUAAUUGUUUUGUCUUGAAUUUAACCCAGGAUAGAUUUAUUUAUAUAUUAUUACUACUUGAUACACACACACACACAGAUUAGUAAUUCCGCAAGGAAACAUUAAUUAGACAGUAUUAGACAAUAUAUGUGUGUGUGUGUGUGUGUGUGUAUAUAUAUAUAUAUAUAUAUAUAUAUAUAUAUAUAAAUUUUUUUCCUGGGUUUUCUGUUGAAUUUGGCUGCAUUAUGUAAAGUAGGAUGUGAAACAAUACGUAAUUAUCCUUGAGGAAGAGUUCAAUAGUAGCUGUUUGAGAUUUAAAAGUAUCAUUAAAAGUAUCAUCAAUCAUAUUCUUAUUUUACUGUUACAGCAUAAGAAUAUGUGGCAGGUGUUGCUAGUGUCCUCACACACUAAGCAGAAUCACCUCCACAGAGGGAAUCAUGUGGAAGGUCAUGCAUGUUUUAUAACUAUACCUUCCUCAUCUGUCUGGCAGUCAGUGUCUCUAGGCAACAGAGCUCAGAGGAGGGCAGCAUUGGGUGCAGUUGCCAAAACAGAAGAAAAACACUAAAUAACUAGUUAUGACCGAGUACUACUGAGUGAACAUAGAUCUGGAGUAAAGAACUCUCUUGUGUUUUUGUUGACAAGCUCUUGCUUUUUGCAUUUUGCAUUUUGAGGAUUUUGUAUAAAUGUUGUGACCUAAACAAAGCUGAUUGAAAGGCCAUGGACCAUAUAAGGCAUUUUGGAAGUCCAACACUAUCUGACAUCAGUGGGAAAUCAUGAGAAUUUCAGCUGUCGUUACUUUGCCCUUCUUCUUGUGUGGUGUGUUCUGAAGAUGUCAUCAUCUGUCAUAAACUCUUAAACAUCAUUGAUGCACCAGGCUCUACUAAAGCUUUGAUGCUCACUGAUGGACUCAUUGAUUCUGUGGACAACAUGGUCCUCUCUGAAUUGUCCAACAUGAGUGUUCUGGCACUCAGCAACAAUGCCAUUUCCAGCAUCAUGGAGAAUGCUUUUCAGAACCUCUCUUUUCUAACAACACUGUUGCUGGACCACAACCGCAUCUCCAGCCAAUCCCUGGACAGCUCCACGUUCUUCUGGCUCCACAGAUUGGAGACUCUCGAGCUUGGAAAUAACGAUCUAAUCGACAUUGACGGUUCCUGGUUCCAAAGCUCUAGAGCUUUAAAAACGCUUCAACUAGAGGGGAACCGCCUUACUUGCUUGAACUCCACCACCUUUGCCCACGCUGACCUGAGGAACCUGGAAACAUUGGACUUGUCCAACAACCUCAUUGGGUACUUAGGACAUGAUAGCUUCCGAGGACUUCCUCAUCUCCGCAGACUCGAUCUGUCCCGCAAUCAUCUACGCAGUGCUCCAAAUGCGUUCUCCUAUCUGUCAUGGCUCUCAGUGCUAAACCUUGAUUUGAACCACUGGAGCUGUACUUGUGAGUUGAAAGAGCUGGCCUUGUUUCUUAGGAGCUUCAUUCAGGUUCCUGAAAAAGUCUUGUACAAUGGGCACAGGAUGGUGUGUGUGAAUGCAGAUAACGCAACUGUGCAGGCUGUGCUGGAGUUAACUGAUGCUAACUGUGUCCCACCAAACAGGAAUAUAACAGUGGAAGUUGUGGCUAAAAGUAAUAACACUUUUCAGCAAUAUAUUAGAAAUGUUGCAAUUGCCAUUGUAUUUUCAUUUUUGGGUGGGGUUGGGAUCACCCUGGGAAUGAUUGCCAUUGCAUACCACAAACUCAGUAAGAAAUUUGAACUAGUGCAGGGGGAAAAUAAAGCUAUGGAAAGAAAAACGUUUAGCCCAGAAUCAACCCAGUGGAAUUUCUGCGAAGGCAAGGACACUCUAUCUAUGAGCCAUGCACUGUGCAACAGCAACUACAAAUCCCAUCAGCCCUGGGACAGAGAAGACUCUCCUUAUCUGGGAUCAGACACAAUGGAGAAUCAUUUCACCUGCCACAAGUGCAGUCCUACAGCACUUGGGGUAGGAAAGCACAAAAGACAGAUUGUCCCGCACAGAGCCAAUCAUGUAGGUGAACAGCUGACUAAUCGCCAACGUGAAGGGAAUAAUAAAUAUUCCAUGUUGCAACAAAGGAUCAAAGUCACAAGUCGACAAAGACAUAAUGACAGCGAGGCAGACAUUCCAAACAGCAAUCUGGGCCAUCAGGGUACUUCUUCCCAACAUUGUGGGGGAUCAAACAACAUCUCAGCUGUCAGAAUACGGCAGCUGGCCCUCAGUAAUCAUUUAUCAGCCUUCCAGAGAGGCACGUUCAGAACCCCAGACCAAAUCCACAAUGAAAUAACUCAAGGAAAUCAUUCACUGUCAAAGCACCGGGCUGAGGACCUUGAUGUUCAACCAAUUUACCAAACCAUCAGCUGUCUGCACUGUCAUCAAACUUAUGAAUACAGACAAGCUGGGAGUAGUAACCAGAACUUUCAGUUUGCAAAUCACUCACAGAACGCAGUUCAAAAUGGAGCACAAAUCUACAACGCCAUGCUAUGUAGAGACAUCUUGGGUUAUGACAAGUCAAACGCUGGGAGAAAUGGUGAGAGUCAAAAUAGUGAGCUGGGCUUUAAGCUAGCUUCUCAAAGAAGCGUUACUUUUGAUCUAUCUGGGAGAGAGGGACAUGUCAUCACCACAACGGCUGACAGACACAAAAAGGAAAGCAGGAUGAAGGACUCUGAAACAUCUGCACAGAAAAGCCCCCGAAAACUGGGUAAGACUAAGAGCAGCACACAAGGACACUUAAAAACCCAGAAAGCCAGAGGACAAGCAAAGAGGACACUGAAAGUUAAAUUAAAUUUAAACCCCCUUCGAAAAAGCAGAGUUCAUCCAAAGUCCAUUGACGAAGAAGAUAACGAAGAAGACAAGAUGUACAAAAAGGCCAAUAAGGAAAAAUUGAAAAGCAAAAAGGACAAAAAAGAGAGAUUACAAAUAAACAAAACUAGCAAAAAAUCAAAAGAUAACACUGAAUGCUCAGGAAGAGAGAAAGUGGAAAUUAAUGCUAUGCAAGACACCUCUAAGACGAAGUGUUCUAAAAAAGAAAAUAAGGAAUUAAACUGCAUGUCUAGAGAUACAGAUGAUGUCACUAAAGAAGAAGGUCAAAGUUAUAUUUCCAUCCAGGGAGAAACUCUAUUAGACACUGCCUUCAGCAGUAGAACUGAACCUCAAAUGGCAUCAACACUCCCACUAACACUCAGUUUAGCUCUUCCAGAUGAUCACAACAGUCUUACAGUUCCAUCACAUCCUGACGUUCUGGAUGCCGGCGACACUCAGCAGCUAUCCAAUCUAAAUAUUAUAUUGAGUGAACCCACUGUUCCACGGGAUGCUGUGGAUCAGUCCAUCAGUUCAGACCUGAUGAGCUCUGCUGCACCUGUCAUCCAAGAAUAUGUAUCUUCAGCUGAGGGCUCACCAAAGAGAAAGUUAAGACUAAUUUUACCUGAAAAAACAACCAACAGGCCACAAACAGCACUUGAUAAGAAAAUCAGAUAGCGUUAUUC